UCCCCUUGUGGAAACCGGAAAAUUAGAACAGGGAAACACAAACGUUACCGAGCACUGUAUUUUGAAGCUGACAUUUAGAACUUGAACUCAAUCAUUGGUGUCAAAUAAAUAUUAUUGUUUGAAUGAGGAACAAAAUAGAGUGGCGGCAAACAAUCUAUAGACGGAGAGGAGAGAAUUUUUUAGUCAAAAAUAUGAGUUUCAUUCAUUUUUCAAACCAAGCUCAAAGCUAUGGAGUUUCCUUCUUCUUCUUCUUCUUCUUCUUCUUCUUCUCCGUUUCUCUGUCCGAUCCACGAAUCUCUGAAUCUGGAACCUACUGUGGAACCUCGAAGGCGCCGCCCAAAUCCAGAUUCAUCCCCACCUUCAUCGCAGAAAUGGAAGCCAUGUCCGAGCUUCUCACAACUCGCAAUUGGACCACUCACUUCGUCAACUCCACGCCUCCCAUGUUCGCCCUCUCUCAAUGCUUCCACGACCUCUCCCACACCGAUUGCCUCCUCUGCUACGCCGCCAGCCGCACCACCCUCCCCCGCUGCCUCCCCGCCCUCUCCGCCCGCAUCUUCCUCGACGGCUGCUUCCUCCGCUACGACAACUACAGUUUCUACAAGGAAUCCACCGAUCCGAUUGCGGAUUCCCUCAAUUGCACCUCCGGAGUUGGCGAGAUCGUCGACGGAACUCAGAGGGUAGGGUUUGUGAGGAAUGUAGGGCUGUCUGUUGGCGCUGUGACGAGGGCGGCCAUGGCGGACGGCGGAUUUGGAAUUGGUGAGGUCAAUGGAGUGUAUGCCUUGGCGCAGUGUUGGGGGAGCGUUGAGCCUGCGGGGUGCAGGGAUUGCUUGGACAAGGCGAGGAGGAGCAUUAGAAACUGCUUGCCGAGUACAGAAGGGAGGGCUAUGAAUGCUGGGUGUUAUCUGAGGUAUUCGACUGUGAAAUUCUAUAAUGAUGGGCAAGAACAACCGGAUGAUGAUGAUGAUGGAUUUUCUGGAAGAAGAGCUGUUGUUGCCAUUGUCUUAGCUUCAGCUGCCUCCUUGAUCAUCUCCCUUUCAGCUGUUUUUGCAUGCUAUACAAGAAUAUCAAAGUUCAAGAAAGAGAAGAAAAAACAAUCCCUUAUUCCAACUUCCUUCAAGGAUUCCAAUUUGAAUUUCAAGUAUGAAACGCUUGAAAAGGCAACAGAUUACUUCAACCCAUCAAGUAAGAUAGGCCAAGGUGGAGCUGGUUCUGUAUAUAAAGGAACUCUUCCAAACGGGCAGAUUGUUGCUGUGAAGAGAUUGGUUUUUCAUACCAGGCAAUGGGUGGAUGAGUUCUUCAACGAGGUGAAUUUGAUCCGCGGAAUCCAACACAAAAACCUCGUCACGCUUUUAGGUUGCAGCAUCGAAGGGCCCGAAAGUCUGUUGGUAUACGAGUAUAUCACGAAUAGGAGCCUCGAUCACUUCAUUUUCGAUAAGAACAAGGUUCAGAUUCUAAAUUGGAAGCAGCGUUUCGACAUUAUUGUGGGAGCAGCUGAGGGGCUUGCACAUCUUCAUGAAGGUUGUAAAAUAAGAAUAAUCCAUAGAGACAUAAAGAGCAGCAAUGUUCUGCUGGAUGAAAACUUCACUCCAAAGAUUGCUGACUUCGGCCUCGCUCGGCAUUUUGCUGCCGAUCAGACUCAUCUUAGCACUGGAAUUGCUGGGACGCUUGGUUACAUGGCUCCCGAGUAUCUCGUUCGAGGACAACUUACGGAGAAAGCAGAUGUCUAUAGUUUUGGAGUUCUGAUACUCGAGAUCGUUUGCGGCAGAAGAAACAGUUCAUUUGUGGAGAACUCUACCCCACUCCUCCAAGCAGUUUGGGAACUGUACAAAUCAGGGAGAAUAGCUGAAGCCAUUGACCCUUGCCUGAAUAAUGAUUUCCCUGCAAGAGAAGCCAUGGAUGUUCUGCAAAUAGGGCUGUUAUGCACCCAAGCCCAAGCUUCUUUGAGACCGUCAAUGGUGGCGAUAGCGAAACUGCUAACCAGUGAAGGAGAAAGGGAGGUUGAGAUCCCAAAACAGCCUCCAUUUUUGAAUCCAUGUGGACCCUCAAGAAGGUCUUGCAGAAUUAGCAGCUUGGUAUCUCAUGCAGUUUCCAAACUGGAAAUUUCUUCUGCCACAUCAACAACAGACUCAGGUUCUUCCUCUAACUUGCCUUCAAGAAGUGGAGAUUUUGCUGAUUUGAAUUCAAAUUGAACUUUCAACUCACUUUCUACACCAUAUCAAUUCACUCUCUGAUUUUUUUUUUUUUUUUUUUUUGGCCAAAAGAAGUAUAUAACCCUUGAAAUAGUCUACAACAAAGCAGUGGAAAAUCCAUAAUUUUUGUU
Molecule: messenger RNA, 2320 nt
Organism: Momordica charantia (bitter melon)
Lineage: Eukaryota; Viridiplantae; Streptophyta; Magnoliopsida; Cucurbitales; Cucurbitaceae
Gene: CRK42
Product: cysteine-rich RLK (RECEPTOR-like protein kinase) 42
Biological process (GO): protein phosphorylation
Molecular function (GO): ATP binding; protein kinase activity
Source: RefSeq, a predicted model, not a curated record